AUGGCUCUGCCACCUUCCGCAAUCAUGACGUCAAACACGACUGUGAGUAGUCUACGCUUUGGUCCAUCGAGAUGGCUACUGACGGUCAACUAUGCCUGCUCGCUCAAGCCCUGUUCGAGACUUCCAACCGAAGUCCUCACCAUGAUUGCCAGUGAGGCUGACCAUGAAGAUCUGCCUGAGCAAUGUCUCGUCUGCAAGGCCUGGUCAAGGACCACGUCAAGAAGGUUCGCAACAAUGUUCCAGCAGACAGCAUUCCCUUUCACAAAGCGCGGGAUGGUCGAGAUGCUUGCCACGUGCCAGCAUCCUCAGUUUGGACCCGAGAUUCAGACCCUCGUCAUCAUCAUCGACGAUAAGCGCAAACACGCGGCAGUGAUCCACGAUACCUACAGAGGGGCACUGCUAGCUCUGGCCGUUCGCGGACAGCGUGUCCGUCUUGGAAUCCGCUGGUGGUCCAGAUCUGGUGGCGACUAUGGUGCAUUUGACCAGGCAGCUGGUCGUUUGCCUGCUUUGCUAAGAAAGAGAGUCCUACCAGCAGCAAGCGUCGUGGGACUUGAUGUCAAAGAUCUGCUUCUCGAACUGCCGGACGCUCACUCAACUCAGCACCCACCCCUGCAUGUACACAACGGCUGGCAAAAGCUCGUUGACUUGUUCUCUCAACUUCAAGGAACUCACAACUUCUUCGGUGGGCGCUUCAAUCCAGACAUCUACCUCCGUCUCCACGAUCCCCUGAAGACAUCCUCCGCUGGCUCUCCGCGCAUGAUGUUCGGGUUAGCCUUGCGACAGUCAUCACAAGGUCGAAUCAAGUUAACUUCGUCUAUCACAGCAAUCAGAAAUGCAUGGUCAGAUAGACGCUAUAGAACCGCACGAACUCCCGGAGUCAGAAGGAUUCCCAUUGAGAUGCAAGCUCCAAUGAGUUUCUUUAGACGAGUCGCUGCCCGGAUACAAUCUGUGCGUCCCAACAGUCCUGCAAAUGCGGAGGAGAUGACUGGUCCACGAGCGCUUGUGAUUAUCCACGCUAUGCUCAUAAUCGUCAUGUAUCCAGUGGACACCAGAGUCUCACCCAUCCGCGAAGACAGCGAUAUGGAACCCGUUUAUCCAGAUGAUGCAGCUACUAAUUCCGAAAACGAGGCCAGCCAUGAAGCGCGCCAUGAACCCACCAUCAAGGUCGCAGGCUGGACGUGCCUGAGCGUGCGUUUCGCGGUCUCCACAACUCCCAAACACGACCCUCCUGAGACCAAAGAAGGCAAUGGCUAUGAUGGGGACAGAAAUGCCAAAGACGAAGAAGACAACUCUGCAAUCUCUCAGACCAUUAUUUGCACUGGCAUCUGCGAAUGGGAAGGUUGCGACCAAAUCCUCAGAGGCCCGGACACUUCUUUCAAUCUCUACCACCAUAUCGUCAAGGAACACGUCGGCAAGCCCGGAGACACAAACAAUUACGACCCGAAUUGCCAUUGGGCAGCCUGCGACUACGAAGGCAAGAUCCGACGUUACCUUCUCUCCCACAUCAUCACCCACGUCCCGGAAUACAAGCCCCUGACUUGCAGCGAAUGCGGAUGGAAAUUCCAGCGUGUGUCCAACUUGCGUACUGACCAGAAGAGUUGCAAGAACAAGCAGAAGUGA
Molecule: messenger RNA, 1620 nt
Organism: Aureobasidium namibiae CBS 147.97
Lineage: Eukaryota; Fungi; Ascomycota; Dothideomycetes; Dothideales; Saccotheciaceae
Exons: 7
Coding region: 1-1620 (539 amino acids)
Molecular function (GO): protein binding
Source: RefSeq, a predicted model, not a curated record